GGCCUGCCCGCCCGCCGGCGCAGGGCCGGCGCUCCAGUAGCCGAGGCCGGCGGGGCAGAAAUGCGGCCGUUGGGGUCUCGCGCGCAGGCUUCCGCGGAGGGCCAUGAGGAGCCUCAGCCUCCUCCCGUCCCACAGAGGCGAGGGGGCCGAAUCUUCGGCCGCCGUUGAGCCUCCUUCGGUUUUUCCCGUGGUGGUGGAAGGGCCGCUAUGAGCAGAAGCCAGCAGCGCAUCCACUUGGAACAACGGGGUGCGAAUUCACAAGCUCCUAAUGGUAAGCUGCCAGAAAUCUCGUGCAUCCCUGAAUGCAGACCUGUCAUUUCUCAGCCACCAAAGGAACAAAAAUUGCCAAUCCUAAAAUCUGACCAAAGAUUCCUGGAUAAAAAAGUCUCUGGAAAAUCAUUCGGGGGUCACCUUUUCGAGAAUAGUUGGAAACAUGCAGUGAUAAAGACAAAAAGGAUAAAACAAGCAGAAUAUACGUCUGCAUAUGGCUUGAGAGACUCUGAUGAAAAUGCUGCAAUGCCAAGUCUUGCUCACGCAAUACGAAACCCCUCUCCCAUUGCACAGAAGACACAAGGUGCUGCUAAUUUAUUUCCAGACAGCUCUUAUAGUAAUGAUGACCCCGGUUUGCCACCAUUUGUGCUUCCGUGUACAUCACAAUACUUUAUUGAAAGCUGCUACAAAAGCAGGGGAGAUACAGCCAUGGGGGAUGCUUAUAAAAGAGGGGCGUUUACUUGGAAACCAGGCCCUCUGAAGACAUCUGGGAUGCAUGGUGGAGCUGGAGAAUUAGGUGCUGUAAGGUUGAAGAAGUAUAAUCGGUGUUCCAGCCUAAUUUCAUUUCCAGAAGGAUCCAAAUUCAAGCCUGGUUACCGUUUCACAGACCCUGUCACUGGAGCUCCUCCUCAGUUCCUCCAGCGGCUUUCUCAACUGGCUGCAUUGGAAUGUGAAACCAUACAUCAAGAGAAAACCAGAAGAAUCAGGAAGGCCAAGAGACAGAUGAUCUAAACAACCUACCAGGAAAGGAACAGGCUCCUUUGAAAUCAUGUAAACUUACUAUUUUCUAGUUGAUGUCUAUCUAAUUCUUUCACAAAUACUAUGUUGAUCAACAAACCUCACAAUUAAGGUAAAAGGGAAAUAUGUGAUUAAUAAACCUUUUUUUAUGUUUGUAGUUAUAUUGUCAUUGUAGAGUUUUUGAACUGCAUUUAAUGCUGUAGAUUCAGUAAGUCAGCCACCCCCCGCAUAGUGAUAGAAAAGUCAGAGUUGGAAGGGAACCCUGAGGAUCAUCUUGUCCAACCCUCUCUAAUGCAGGAAUCCCAGCUAAAGCAUACAGUGGGGUACCUUGGUUUAAGUA
Molecule: messenger RNA, 1348 nt
Organism: Zootoca vivipara (common lizard)
Lineage: Eukaryota; Metazoa; Chordata; Lepidosauria; Squamata; Lacertidae
Gene: C8H8orf89
Product: chromosome 8 C8orf89 homolog
Source: RefSeq, a predicted model, not a curated record